CACUCCCCUUCUUUGGCCUGCGUUUUUUCCAACUCGCGUCAACUUUUCUUUUAUUCUACUCGAUUGACGCUGACAGUGACACUGACACUGACAAUCCUCUUAUUUCUGCUUGUCGUUUGCUCUUCCGUCAUGCAACCUUGACCUCCAAGAUAUUAACCUCGACGCCCUGUCGAUUAUCCCACACCCCUUCUACAGUAUCCCUAGUGAAUCCUCGAGUUCUUACUGCUGCCGUGUACCUUUCAGCCUCACCGUCUAAUUUCUCACAAUGGGACUGUUCAACCGAAAAGCCAAAGCUAGCCCAGCCACGGCUGCAGACAAUGGUCGCAGGGAAAAGGCAGAGGAGCCCCCGUCGGCUACUGCGUCAACUGGCACGACCACUCUCCCUCAAUACAACCACAACGGUCACAUGGUCACACCUGGGGUUCAACCAGAGGGGGAGAGUGGUCGAAGAGGGGUUGAGCCGGGCAAAUUCUUCAAAAUCAUAUGGACAUCGUCAUGCACCGUCUCCAGCUGGGUCAAUAUUCUCUGGCCCUUUGUGCCCGCCGCAAUUGCUCUCCAUUUCAUCCACGGCGAUCAUCACCUCUGGACGUUUGCCGUCAACUACAUUGCCAUGGUACCGGCCGCAAACUUGUUGGGUUUCGCAGGACAAGAGUUCGCCCGAAAGAUGCCCAAGGUGGCAGGGAUCUUUAUCGAGACUACUCUGGGGGGCAUCGUCGAGAUUGUCCUGUUCAUGGUCCUCAUUGCAAAGGAUAAUGGAACCGGGGAGGCCGGUCAUGGCAAUAAAAUUGCGGUCAUACAGGCCGCCAUCCUCGGGUCCAUUCUAACGAACCUUCUUCUCUGCCUGGGGUGUUGUUUCCUGGUCGGCGGCAUCAAGCACAAGGCACAAAAGUUCCACCCUAUCGUCAGCGAAGUCGGUUCGGGUCUGAUCCUCGUGGCUGGGUUUGCUCUGCUGAUCCCGUCGGCAUUCUUCUCGUCAUUGAGCGGCAGUACAGUCACCAGUGGAGAGGGCUACACGGAAUCCAGACUCCGCAACGACACUCUUAGCAUCAGCCACGGCGUCUCGAUCAUUCUCAUCGUCGCCUUUCUCUUGUACCUGAUUUACAAUUGCUUUUCACACGAUAACAUCUUUGAGGAAGUCCUCGAGGCCGACGAACAGGCCGACCGAGACAGGCACUCAGAUCUUCGAAAGGCCAAGCUGACCAUGACCGAAUGUGUUCUUGCGAUUGUUCUCUCCUUGACCAUCAUCUCCUUGCUGGCUGUUUUCCUGGUCGAGGAGAUUGAAUAUGUCGUGGAGCAUGGCGUCCCGGACAACUUUCUUGGUUUGAUUUUGGUUCCUCUGGUGGAAAAGGCCGCCGAACACCUCACUGCCAUUGAUGAGGCAUAUGAUAACCAGAUUAAUUUCGCUCUCUAUCACUGUCUAGGGCCUUCUAUCCAGACGGCCUUGUUCAAUGCUCCUCUCGUGGUGAUUGUCGGUUGGGGUCUGAAGAAGCCAAUGGACUUGAACUUUGAGAUCUUUCAGAUAGUCUUGCUCGUGCUCGCCAUCCUCGUGGUUGGUAAUUUCCUCCGAGAUGGGUCGUCGGACUAUCUGGAAGGAUCGCUUUUGGUGAUGGUGUACAUCAUCAUUGCCUUGACGGCCUGGUAUUAUCCUAAUGCGGAAUUGACCACUUCGAAUGGUCGGACACCUGCGACGGAAAGUGGUGGCGAAGGAACCGAAGCGUUGUUACAAGCUGCGAAGAUGUUGAUGACUUAGAUAUUCCUGGUUUGAUCGAGGCCGCCGAGACAUAGGAUACGUUAUGUUGACAGCAUGUUAUGUCCGAGUAUGAAUAUCCAAGCGAGGUGUCAUGGUGCUGGUGCAGUGAUUUGUCUUUUGGUAACAUGCAUUCGAGAGCUG
Molecule: messenger RNA, 1891 nt
Organism: Exophiala oligosperma
Lineage: Eukaryota; Fungi; Ascomycota; Eurotiomycetes; Chaetothyriales; Herpotrichiellaceae
Product: calcium/proton exchanger
Exons: 3
Coding region: 266-1750 (494 amino acids)
Biological process (GO): calcium ion transmembrane transport; intracellular calcium ion homeostasis
Cellular component (GO): fungal-type vacuole membrane
Molecular function (GO): calcium:proton antiporter activity
Source: RefSeq, a predicted model, not a curated record